Messenger RNA from Pyricularia grisea, 696 nucleotides. RefSeq lists its product as uncharacterized. The transcript has a single exon. NCBI's taxonomy places the organism in Eukaryota, Fungi, Ascomycota, Sordariomycetes, Magnaporthales, Pyriculariaceae. The coding region runs from base 1 to 696 and encodes 231 amino acids. The record is from RefSeq and is a predicted model, not a curated record.
AUGGAGUCCAAAAACUCCCAGACAUAUGAACGCUCCAGCGACGGGCUUUUGAGCUCGUUCCGCGACGACUCGCUGAGCGAAGAUGCCCCCACGCUCUGGGAGCAAAAGCUCCCCUGGUAUCGCUCCAAGUACCGAAAGCCGCUGGGGAUCGCGGGCUGCCUCAUCGUCUUGCUCGGGGGCACAGCCAUUUACCAAGCGAUGCAGCUCUCGCAUCACCACCCUCGCACCGUCACGGGCUUCGAGGCCGGCAAGUCUGGUCGAUGCGGCUUCACCGCCCCCGAGGCCAUAGCCAAGGGCUGCGUCUUUGACUACAUGAACUUCAGCUGGCAGCCGCCCGAGUGCUACGACCACGAGCUCGACUUGGAGCACUCGAAGAGGAUGCGGGCUGAACGUCCCGUCCGUUGGUGGGCGGACGCAAACCUCACGAUGCCCCUGCCGGACGACAAGGAGGUCCUCAAGAUGUACAGCGAGGUUUGGGUGGAGCGCCGUUUCCACUACAAGCAUUGCAUGUACAGCUGGGACAGUCUCCAUCUGAGCUACGAGGAUGGUCGCCCGAUUCCGGAUCUUCAGACCGUUCAUCACUCUAGGCAUUGCGCCAUGAUUCUGGACAAGGCCAUCAAAGUAGAUAACGGCACCGAAGUGCUCAUCGAACACGCCGUUACCUGGUUCUCCGCAUGUGUCUGGCCUAGAGCCUAA